UAGCAUUAUACUUUAAAGUGUCCUUAUUUUAUAUAGGAUUGUUUGUGACGACAAAAUGAAAUACUUUAUAUUUUCUGUGUUUUUCUGCUGUCAGCUAUUAGAUAUAACUGCGGGGUCUGAGAAGAGAGGUUUGGUACAUAGACUGGAAGAAUAUAAAUGUGGUGACUUUGAUACUUUAAGUGGCAUAGUUUGGUGGUAUGACUACAGGAACGACAUUAGUUAUUUUCUGAACCAUGAUGAUUGCUCUACAUCCCUUGAUUAUAACACAACUAUAGGAUAUGUUCCCAUGGUUUGGGGCGCACAAGAUAACCCUCAUAUUCAAUCCGAUAGUACCUACUGUCUUGGCUUUAAUGAACCCAAUCAUCCGAAUCAAGCUAAUCUUACAUCGGAAGCUGCAGCUGCUGGUUGGAGGGAACUUGAAGCGGCGGCUAAUGGAAUUAAACUUGUGAGUCCUUCCGCUUCCGAGUGUGGCGGGCCGUCUUGUAUUGAUAGUACAAAGGGAUGGUUUGACGGAUUCUUUAGUGAGUGUGCCAACUGCACAAUUGACUUUAUUGCAACGCAUACGUAUAUGUGUGAUGCAGAAAAAGUGAUGAGUAUUUUGGAAGACCUCUAUACAACAUACAACAAAACGGUUUGGCUGACAGAGUUUGCAUGUGGCAAGAUUGAACAUCCAGAAUUAAUGCUUAUAUUUAUGAAACAGAUUCUACCCCUGCUGGAAGCCGCAGACUACGUUUACAGGUAUUCUUGGUACAAGGGUAGAAUACCUUAUUCAAAUAAUGGUACAGCUUAUGUAACACCUGCUGCAAGCCUUCUGGAACCAAAUGGCACAAACCUUACAACAUUGGGUGAAUUCUACACUACGUACCAGUACGGGGACACUGUAAAUUUUGGAGAUAUCUCCAUCCCAGUUGUUUAUCCGUCUGGUGUUAUUAACGAGACAGCAGCUCAACAAAAUGUCACAGAAGGAACGACAAAGGCAGAAGUAGAGGCUAUUUUCGAUGUCUAUGAUUAUAAUCCUACAGUAUGGUGGAAAGUACUCCAUUCCAUCAGGAGCAGGUUUAACGAUAUGCCUUGGCAGGUUGGAGCUUUCUAUAUGACCGUGCCAAAGAUAGAUGCUAAAGUCAGGAUCAAGGCAAUUUUUAAGAUAUUCUGGUGUAUUAACCUGUCUCAUAUACUGGAUGAUAAUUUAGCGUAA
Molecule: messenger RNA, 1195 nt
Organism: Mercenaria mercenaria
Lineage: Eukaryota; Metazoa; Mollusca; Bivalvia; Venerida; Veneridae
Exons: 4
Coding region: 56-1195 (379 amino acids)
Source: RefSeq, a predicted model, not a curated record